Epinephelus fuscoguttatus (brown-marbled grouper) is the source of this 3860-nucleotide messenger RNA. Its product is annotated as probable ATP-dependent RNA helicase DDX17. Gene Ontology annotation, biological process: alternative mRNA splicing, via spliceosome. Gene Ontology annotation, cellular component: ribonucleoprotein complex; nucleus; cytoplasm. The coding region runs from base 235 to 2190 and encodes 651 amino acids. The record is from RefSeq and is a predicted model, not a curated record. NCBI's taxonomy places the organism in Eukaryota, Metazoa, Chordata, Actinopteri, Perciformes, Serranidae. Gene Ontology annotation, molecular function: ATP binding; RNA binding; RNA helicase activity. The transcript is spliced from 13 exons.
UAGCUGAAGUUACGUCGCUGAAGAGGGCAGGGAAGCAGCCGUUUAGCUACGUGACGCACACAACAAUAGUUCACCAAAUUUCGAAAUUAAGCGUAAUUAUAGUCUAAUAUAAAUAGUUUUGCGAGUGUAAAUUGCGCAUUACUGCAGUUUAUAUUUGCGAAUAACGCCGAAGGAACGCUAAAGCGUACGUAACGAUUAUAACGUUAGCGGAGAUAGUUUACUUUUUUCGACAACAUGAGAGGGGGUUCUUCCUACGGAGACAGAGACAGAGACCGCGGACGAGACAGGCCACGGUUUGGGCCCAUGAGCAGCCGGAGUGGACCUCCACCUAUGAAGUUUGGGAAUCCAGGUGAGCGUCUCCGUAAAAAGAGGUGGAACCUGGAUGAGCUGCCAAAAUUUGAGAAGAACUUCUAUGGUGAACAUCCAGAAGUCCAGCGCAUGAGUCAGUAUGAUCAGGAAGAAUUUCGCAGAAAGAAGGAGAUCACCGUCAGAGGCUCCGGCUGUCCAAAGGCGGUCACUGCCUUUCACCAUGCACAGUUUCCUCAGUAUGUGAUGGAUGUGCUGUUGCAGCAGAACUUCAAGGAGCCAACAGCAAUCCAGGCUCAGGGCUUUCCUGUGGCCCUGAGCGGCAGGGACAUGGUGGGGAUUGCCCAGACUGGCUCCGGAAAGACACUGGCGUAUCUUCUUCCUGCUAUUGUACACAUCAACCACCAGCCCUAUCUGGAGAGGGGAGAUGGCCCAAUUUGUCUGGUACUCGCUCCGACCAGAGAGCUGGCUCAGCAGGUUCAACAGGUUGCAUAUGACUACGGCAAGUCUUCCCGGAUCAAAAGCACCUGUGUCUACGGUGGAGCACCCAAAGGACCACAGAUUCGAGAUCUCGAGAGGGGUGUUGAGAUCUGUAUCGCCACCCCUGGUCGCCUUAUUGACUUCCUGGAGAGUGGGAAAACUAACCUGCGGCGCUGCACCUACCUCGUGCUGGAUGAGGCUGACCGCAUGCUGGACAUGGGCUUUGAGCCACAGAUUCGCAAGAUAGUGGAACAAAUCAGGCCAGACAGACAGACUCUGAUGUGGAGUGCAACCUGGCCGAAGGAGGUUCGGCAGCUUGCCGAGGACUUCCUGAGGGACCACAUUCAGAUUAAUAUUGGUGCUCUGGAGCUCAGUGCCAACCACAACAUCCUGCAGAUUGUCGAUGUCUGCAUGGAGACUGAAAAGGACCAGAAACUUUUUCAGCUGAUGGAGGAGAUAAUGGCUGAAAAAGAGAACAAAACAAUCAUCUUUGUGGAGACGAAGAAGCGUUGUGAUGAUCUUACCAAGAGGAUGAGGCGGGACGGGUGGCCAGCCAUGUGUAUCCAUGGAGACAAGAGCCAGCCAGAAAGAGACUGGGUACUCGGAGAAUUUCGGAGUGGCAAAGCUCCGAUACUGAUUGCUACAGAUGUGGCCUCUCGUGGUCUGGAUGUGGAAGAUGUCAAGUUCGUCAUCAACUAUGAUUAUCCCAGCUGCUCUGAGGAUUAUGUGCACCGUAUUGGACGUACGGCCCGCAGUACCAACAAGGGCACUGCCUACACAUUCUUCACCCCAGGGAAUUUGCGCCAGGCGCGAGACCUUGUCCGGGUGCUAGCGGAGGCCCGGCAGGCCAUCAACCCUAAACUGCUUCAGCUGGUGGAAUCUGGGCGUGGUGGAGGAGGAGGUGGCAGAAUGCGUUACCGUGGCAGCAGCUCCAACAACCCUAACCUCAUGUAUCAGGGAGAGUGUGAUCGCCGCAUGCACGGUGGUGGCGGCAGCAAGGAUAGCCGCGGUGGCUUCGGCCGUGAUAGCCGCAACAGCCGUGAUGGAGACCGCUCCACUUCCUCCGCCUCUUCCUCCUACAGGGACAGAAGCCGGGAUCACAGGAACAGCUACAACUCAGGCUCAGAUCAGUACCAGAGUUACAACAGCGGCGGAGGCUACAACACGCGCAGCGGAGGCCAGUCUGGGGGAGGUCAGGAUCAGUCUAACCAGCAGCAGGGUCAGUUUGGCCAGCCUCCUGCUCCUCCUCCUCCUCCUCCUCAAUCAUCAGGGGGGCUGCAGCCUCUGAUGGCUCAGCAGUUUGUACCACCACAGCCAGGGCUUAUGGGCUUCAUGGGUCAACCGCCUUUCCCUUUUGCUUCUCCACCCCCUCCUCCCCCAGGCCCUCCACCUCCCCGGAAGUAGAAUCUUGAGCAAGAGGCACUGAGUUAAUUUGCGCAGCUUAGUGUUUUCACAGUUUAACUUUAUAUUUACUCUCCAACUCUUGUCAUCACCAAGAGGUGGGGAUUUGAAAAGGCAUAUAUCUAAGGAGGGAAGGGCUUAUAUUUUUCUAUUUGUUUUGUACUUUUAAAUAUGUAUAGACCUGGAACUUUUCCCCUUUCUUUUUGUCAACCUAGAUCGUCACUCUCCACAGCCUCAUACAGGUGCUCUCAACCAUGUACCAGGGAGGAACAAGUGUCUUGUGUUUUCAUUUCAGUCAAACACUACAGCAGUGGAUUUCACCAGUUUGUUGUCCCUCUAGUCUAAAGAUACACAAUGCAGGAUUUUCCUAAAAAUAAAUAAAUAAAUUAAAAAAAAUCAUUUUGCUAUAACUGGGACAUCCUUGGGCACAGUACAGAGGUGAGGUCGGGACUUUACAAAAAGGAGUCUUUCUGAUACCGAUAUCCAUAUCGGAAAUGCCUCUGAUACUGCCUAUAAUGUUGAAUCAGUUAUCUGGUACCACGUAAUUCACUUCUGAACUUUAUCCACACCUGGAUAAGAACGGCAGUUUUUUACAGGAAUCAAUUCUUCUUAGCUGCUCUAAAUCAGUAACCUUCACAGCAUGUUGCACUGUGGCAACUACUGUUUUAGAGCGACAAAGAAGUAUUGAUUUCCAGUAAAAAAGUGUAACGUUAGCUGUAAAAGGUCAGCAAUUUAGCAUUUUCUAUGGCAUUGAUUCUCUAUUAAUUUGUCCUUGUUUUACUAAAGGUUUAACCGUGCCACCCAACACAACAAUGGUAGCAAUAAUUUCACAUCCAUACAAGGAUAGUAGUAUACAUCAGUUUUCUUUUUUAUUUUCCUUUAAAUGUAAUGGUAUCUCACUGGUACUUAGUAUCAGCCAACAUGCAAGUAGGCUUGGGCGGUAUCUGUGUUUUAAUACCUCUGAUAGGUAUCUGUAUUGGGAGGGAAAAAACUAGUGUUGGAACAUCUUUGAUAAAAAGAUGGUAACAAGGUGCCAGAAGUGCAGAAAAAAACCUGCAAAUGUAGCAAAGCCGGGGUUGUUGUUUACCUUCAAGGGACAAUAAUGUUUAGAAACAUUAGUUGACAGUUCCUGCGUAGCGUACCUUUAAAUUGUGUUGACAAUUGAAUGAAAGCUAUCUUACACUGAGGCCUCAGUGGUACAUGGGUGAAAGAGCUGAUCUAUGGGAAAAUGAUCCCUAAUAUAUGCAGUCACAUUCCAGAGCCUUGUUCUGUUCCAGCUUUUAUUAAUAUUCAAAAUCUCCAACUUAUUGAGUUUGAGGUUUUGACCACCAACAUAUGGUAAUUAUUCAAUUAAUUUUGGGCUUGUGUUAUUCCAAACAUUGAAGUAAUGCAUCCCAGUGGUGAAUCUUCUUCCGUAGUGUUGAUACCAUGCAACCACUAUUUUAGUUUCUUUUUUGUGUGUGUAAUGAACUGUUGCGUUAGGUUUAAAAACAUUUACUCUUUACUUCUAUCAUGUCCUGUAGCAAGUCAAAACUUUUGUUUCUAUUAACUUUUAACUGUUUAACUCAUCUUGUUAAUGCAGGUUUAUCUUCAUGUGGAUUGUUGACUUUAUUGUGGUUUGUUUGCUCUUUUAUUCAUUGUUCUUUUUUUCUUAAUAAAUAAAUCUAAGCAUU